UGGUACGCAACACCACGUCAAUCAACCGUGCUAGCGCACGCCGCUGCCUAUUUCGCCCGACAUCAAUCACCCUACUUCGACCUCAAGGCAAAAUGAGCAACGCAAUGAGAGACCUCGUCAUCGGUGAGGCCGAGCUCGACGACGAGGAAAAUGACGACUCCUUUGAUGAGGAGACCGGGGAAACUCGUGAAAAGAACCGUGGCCGGGACGACGAUAUGAACGACUCCAGUGAAGAAGAAGAUGAUGAUGACGAUGAGGAGGAAAUGCAGAAGGUUCGCGAAGGAUUCAUUGUCGACGAAGACGAAGAUGAAGAGGUCGACGAGGAUUCGGACGAAGAACGGAAAAGAAGAAAGCGCAAGCGCCGGCAGGAACGCAGAGAGGAAGAAGAACUCGAUGAGGAAGAUUUAGAUCUUAUUGGGGAAUCUAUCCCGGAAUGGGAGCGUAAGCAACCCAGCCAGAGUAAGUUCAAACGCCUAAAGCGUGGUCAUCGCGAUGAUGAAGCGCGCGGUAGCGAGCGCCGAGGACUCGAUCAAAUGUUCGAGGACGAAGACGAAGAAGUCGUCGAAGACCGCCCAUAUGGCGGACGAUCGAACCGUGCUACAGCCGACGAGUUCGAAGGCUUCAUUGAGGAGGACUAUCCUGAAGACGAGGACGAACUUCAACGCCAGAGAGAAGAUGAAGAGGUAGCUCGACCUCGGGAUAAGGGUGUGGCUGGCACGGUCAUCGAUCGGACCGGCCUCGAUAGAGAUGCUUUGGAAGACAUGGAUGCCAUCUUCGGCAAUGGCGCUGAAUACGAUUGGGCUCUUGAGGUAGAAGAAGAUGAAGAGGUCCGUAAGCAGGAAGAGCAAACCCUCGAGCUAAAAGACGUCUUCGAACCAUCCCAAUUAGCCGAGAAGCUCCUGACCGACGAAGAUAACGAAAUCCGGUUCACAGAUGAACCUGAACGAUUCCAGCUGGAUCGGAAGCCAUUCAAGCAUCUACAGAUAUCCGCUGAUCAAUUCAAGGAAGAGUCGCAUUGGAUUGCCAAUCUCAUGUGGCCAAAGAAGCAACUUGCCAGCGACUUACAGGUACCUUUCCACAAGGCUGUCGGUAAGGUAUUAGAAUACUUUGUAGUAGAGGAGCUCGAAGUACCUUAUGUGUUCCAACACCGCAAAGAUUACCUCAUUCAUGCUCGCAAGACAAGGAAUCCCGAACAUCGCGAUGAUCCAGAGGCCCCUGAAUACAUCGUUAAUGCCGAGAAGCUACUCACGCAAGAUGAUCUCUGGCGAAUUCUAGAAUUAGAUAUCAAAUUCCGUUCGCUUAUUGAGAAACGGAAUGCUCUGGAGAAGAUGUACGACAACUUAAAGGCUACCGCAGAGAUCGAGGAUGAUAUGGUUCCGAAGAUGAUAGCGCAGGCCGUGGAUAUGGAGCAACUCCAAGAUCUGCAAGACUACAUCAAUUUCCAAUACUCAUCACAGCUUAAAGAUAUCGCCGCGAUGAACGGGAACACCAAAGCGACUAAGCGACCAGGUGCAAAGUCUUCCGUCUUCGAUCGUGUGCGGAAAUCUAGAGCCUACAAAAUGGUCAAGGCAUACGGUAUAUCCCCAGACAGACUAGCUCAGAACGCGCUGCGUGAGGGCAGGAAAGUGAUCGCAGAUGAUGAACAGAGCUUACCAAUCGACUUGGCCGAUAGUCUUACCGACAGCGAUUUCCCCACAGGUGACCAAGUUUUACACCAUGCGAGACAGACCUAUGCAGAAGAAUUGUUUAUGAGCCCAAGAAUGCGCAAACAUUUUCGGGCCCAAUACUACCAAAUGGGCGAGGUCAGUUGUCGUAGAACAGACAAAGGCCUUCGUCGCAUUGACGAGGCACACCCAUAUUACGAGAUCAAGUACCUCAUUAACCAAACUAUUGCGGACCUAGCUCGCCGGCCGGAACUCUUUUUGAAGAUGAUGAAGGCUGAAGAAGAAGGGCUAGUAGAGGUGACUAUUCGUCUGCAAAACGAGCGAGAGUUUCUUCGGCAACUUCACGCCGAGUUUGCUUCCGAUAAUUACAGCGAACUUGCAGAUGCUUGGAAUAAUGAGCGUCAGAAAGUUCUCGAUGUUGCCUUUCCAAAACUUGAAAGAGUGGUUGUUAAGGGUGUUAAAGAUUCACUUCGUACAGCAUGCCAAGAGGAAAUCUUGAAAUCAUGCCGCGAGGAAUACCUCAAGCGACUUGACCAGGCUCCACUCAAACCAAAAGGUAUGAUCCUAGGGACCACGCCCCGGGUGCUCGCCUUAUCGAACGGAAUGGGAGAUCCCAACCGAGACCCUAUUUCCUGGGCUUGGGUCGAGGAAGAUGGUCGCGUCGUCGACCAUGGCAAAUUCGUCAAUCUUGCACGUGAUGAGAAACAGCGUGAGGCGUUCGUGGACCUUAUCGAACAUCGGAAGCCAGAUGUCGUUGGUGUUUCCGGCUUUUCAACGGAAACACACAAAUUAGUUCGGGACCUUGAGACGCUCGUCCAAGAGAAGCAUCUCAUGUGCCCUGAGUAUCUAGAUACAGAGACAGACGACUAUCGCACCGACCCGCUUGACGUACUCGUUAUUAACGACGAAGUAGCCCGCCUCUACAAGGAUAGCCCUCGAGCUCAAGCAGAGCACCCUACUCUGAGCUCCGCAACAAGGUACUGCAUUGCCCUAGCUAAAUACGUGCAAAACCCCAUGAAGGAGUAUGCUGCACUAGGAAAAGACGUAGCUACUCUACUUUACAAUCCCUGUCAGCACUUACUUCCUCAGGAUAAGCUAUGGAAAGUCCUUGAAACAUCCAUGGUUGACAUGGUCAACCUCUGUGGCGUCGACAUCAACGAUGCUGUCAGUGAUCCGUACACCGCGAACUUGCUUCCUUACGUUGCUGGCCUUGGUCCCCGAAAAGCCACUAGUGUCAUUAAGACUAUUAAUACCAACGGUGGCAUCGUCAAUACCCGCGAGGAACUUGUCGGUGAUCCAGACAACAAAAAGCUGCCCGUUGUUGGGCCUCGGGUCUGGAAUAACUGUGCCAGUUUCUUAUCUAUUGAGUUUGAUUCUUCUAAUCCUACAUCAGAACCCUUGGACAACACCCGUGUUCACCCUGAAGACUACGAGCUUGGCCGCAAAAUGGCCGCUGACGCUCUUGAGUUGGAUGAAGAGGAUGUUAAGGCAGAAACUGACGAGAAUGGACCCGGCGCUAUUGUUCGCAAACUGUUCAGAGAUGACGAACAGGAGAAGGUUAAUGAACUGAUCCUGGAAGAAUACGCAGAACAGUUGGAGAAAAACUUCAAUCAGAGAAAGCGUGCAACCUUGGAGACUAUCAGGGCAGAGCUGCAGGUUCCAUACGAAGAACUCCGACGACCCAUCGCCCCUCUUACAUCAGACCAGAUAUUUGUCAUGUUUACCGGCGAGACCAAAGACUCGCUCGCUGAAGGAAUGAACAUUCCUGUCAACGUACGUGUGGUGAAGGAAGACUUCGCCAUUGCCAAGCUAGACUGCGGUAUUGAAGGAAGAAUUGAAGCUCAUGAUGUCAACCUAAGGAACGGGGCGAUGCGUGACUCUAUCCAUGUUGGUCAAACAGUCCAGGCCAAGCUCAUCGACCUCAACCGCAAAGAAUUUCACGCCAAACUUUCGGUGCGGAAGGAGGUGGUACAAAAACCGUACAAACGACAAUCAGAUUAUGAUCGUCACAGCAGUACCUGGGACAGCAGAUUAGAAGAUCAGGACAAGGAAGACUUGAAGGAGAAGGAUAAGGCCACCGGACGCACGCAGCGAGUUAUCAAGCACCCCUUAUUUCGAACCUUUAACUCAACACAGGCCGAGGAGUACCUUGGGUCACAAGCGCCCGGCGAUGUGGUUAUACGUCCCUCAUCAAAGGGACAUGACCACCUUACUGUUACAUGGAAAGUUGCGGAUGGUGUCUUUCAACAUAUAGACGUACUCGAGCUAGACAAAGAGACCGAGUAUACAGUUGGCAGGCAGCUCCGCAUUGGGGGUAAAUACCAGUACAGCGACUUAGACGAGCUAAUUGUGGAUCACGUUAAAGCCAUGGCUAAAAAGGUUGACGAACUCAUGGGUAUCGAAAAAUUCAAGAAGGGAAGCCUGGCUGAAUUAGAACGUUGGUUAACUUCGUACUCGGAUGCCAACCCGAACCGCUCCAUUUAUCGGUUUUGCAUCAAUCCAAAGCAUCCCGGCUACUUCCACCUAUGCUUCAAGGCCAGCCGUAAUUCCCCCAUUGGCAUGUGGAACGUCAAGGUGGUCCCCCACGCCUUCGAGAUGAUGAAAAAUCAGUACCCCGACACACGGGCCCUCUGCAAUGGUUUCAAGUUGAGGUUCAAUAGCGAGAUCACAAGAAUGCAACAAGUGAGGAGGUAGAUGAAACAAAAGAUUACAUGUAGGCUGUUGUGCCUGCGGUACAGAUUGCCUGUUUCUAUGAGAUGGCUAUUGGCGGUCGAUAUAUUACUAGGUACCGGUACAAGCGCUUGAGAGCAUCCUUCGUAGUACAUUUCCCGGUAUAAACACGUGUAAUAACAUUUUUAUGUCCAUGGCACUUACCCUAACUGUUUUACAUUAUCAGCAUGGUGCAGAUCAGUAUAUUGCAUUGCUUGAGUAUUAGGCCUUCGUCGACCAGGCUCCGUAGAAUAGGUAAUCUAUAGACAAGUCGAUGCGAUGCUGAAUUCUCCUUGUCCUUCAUUUUCACUGUUUCUGUAGCUAAGAUUUGCUAGCCCUGCUGAAGGUGUUGGGAUGCGUCCAGGGAGAAACAACUAAUCCACACCCUCCCUAUAAGGUCAUAUAUCUGUUGAUUCUUUUAUCCUCAACUUCUUUUAUAAAUGGAA
This is a messenger RNA of Xylaria bambusicola, 4819 nucleotides long. RefSeq names its product transcription elongation factor SPT6. The record is from RefSeq and is a predicted model, not a curated record. Gene Ontology annotation, molecular function: DNA binding; histone binding; nucleosome binding. Gene Ontology annotation, cellular component: transcription elongation factor complex. Gene Ontology annotation, biological process: transcription elongation by RNA polymerase II; nucleosome organization; mRNA transcription by RNA polymerase II. Lineage: Eukaryota; Fungi; Ascomycota; Sordariomycetes; Xylariales; Xylariaceae. The transcript is spliced from 4 exons. Bases 93 to 4358 code for a protein of 1421 amino acids.